AUGGGGAUGGGGAUUCUAGGAGGGGCUUCACAGUGACCUCAUACUUCAUAUAUUCUACGUCUGAACCGGCAUUAACUAAAUAUUCUGCCUUUAACUGCAGUGCAACGAAAGCUUACAUCUAUUCAGCAUCUGUCAAUCUGACCUCUGUAUUCUUCACAAAUCCAACACACGACGCAGAGCUCUAAGGAUGAAGAUUGAAAACAGCCUGCCCUGCUCUCAACUCCCUGAGGCCCCUCCUCAGACCGGGCUGGAUUUUACAGUGGCAACGGAGGAGGACUUUGAUGAUAUCAUGGCCAUGAGCAAGGAUAUCUAUGGCGGCCUGGACUAUCUGCCCUCCCGCUAUCAAGCCUGGCUGCAAGAGAGCAACCGCACUGUCAUUUUGGCUCGCAAGCAAGGCAAAGUGAUUGCACUAGAGUCAGUGUGUGUUAUCGAUGAUGGCGAGACCAUGCUAGUGGAAGGACUUCGUGUUGCCCCACAGGAGAGGGGGAAAGGUGUGGCAGGGGUACUUCUUCGCUUUUGCUCUCAACUGGUUAAGUCCAAGUACCCUGACGUUAAAGUCAGCAGACUGACAAGAGAUGACCAACUGGGGCCAAAAGACUUCCAGAAGUACCGGCUCAUCACCAAACAGGGAAUCCUUCUGGUGCGCUUCCGCGCCGAAGACCUUAAAUUACGCCUUGCUGAUCUUGGGCCUAAUAUCACUGUAGCUGGGGAGGGGCUGUCCACCACAAACAUCCCGGUGCGUCUGGAGCCUGCAGAGGUGCAUCAGCUCUUCCUAAGCGAUGUUCUAAUGCAGGGUGUCCUUCCCAAUGCAACCAUCGUUCAAGAUUGGCAGCCAUUCAAGCCUCUGCCUAGCAACAUGGCCAUCCUGCUGAAGAAGGACAUUGAUUGGAUGGUUGACGAUGCCAGGAGCCCAACCAUGGCUAGCUUGUGCACUUUCCCAUUCCACGUGCCAAUCGGUGAUGACUGGUACUACCUCAACAUCGACAUGUUUGGUAAAGACCUGAUGCUGGCCAUACAACAGCUGCUGUGCCACCUGAGGUGCCACACUGGCACUCUGAAGGGUUACGUCAUGUGUCAGGUGUUCCUGGAGCCUGCGCUUUGGAAGCCCAUGGCUGAUUUUUUUAGGGAGACCCUUAAAGUGGAGCUGGUGAAGGAGUACACAGAGCAGUGCGUUGUGGAGUCUGAUGUCGUUUAGUCGAGGAGCCUCAGAAACACCUUCCCUUAAAAUUAGACACCAAACCUACAGUAAAGAGAGGAAAUUUAACAUCUCCCUCAAAUAUGGCACCUAAACAAAAAAAACACAA
Molecule: messenger RNA, 1304 nt
Organism: Carassius carassius (crucian carp)
Lineage: Eukaryota; Metazoa; Chordata; Actinopteri; Cypriniformes; Cyprinidae
Product: histidine N-acetyltransferase-like
Exons: 4
Coding region: 188-1195 (335 amino acids)
Molecular function (GO): acyltransferase activity, transferring groups other than amino-acyl groups
Source: RefSeq, a predicted model, not a curated record